AGCCACAUCUUUCUCUUCUUCAAUUUUGGGACGAUCAACUCGUCGUUUUCCGCAGGGUCUGCCGACUGCUUUCUUGAUAUCUCACCAAAGGCCGCCACACUUUGGCUGACACCUUCCAGGUGCUGGUAGUAUUUUCUGGCGGUGUCGGCCCCAUGCGUCAUGUGGGUGGCCACUGUUCUUAUUGUGGCGUCUGUUGCACCCUCUGCUGCCACCUGCGUCGAGGGUAGUCGGGAAAUCUUUAGAGAGUGCCUUGAGAUCGUCAGAUAGUCCUCAGCUGGGGCCGGGCGGUGCUUCUCGGCAUAUCUGGACACCAUAUGGUGCUGUCUUUCUGGAACAACCAGGUUCGCACUGCCAAACUGCCCACUUGU
Geodia barretti is the source of this 368-nucleotide messenger RNA. Lineage: Eukaryota; Metazoa; Porifera; Demospongiae; Tetractinellida; Geodiidae. The record is from the annotation of a GenBank genome assembly.